This is a messenger RNA of Oncorhynchus gorbuscha (pink salmon), 2671 nucleotides long. Its product is annotated as gastrula zinc finger protein XlCGF26.1-like. The record is from RefSeq and is a predicted model, not a curated record. Gene Ontology annotation, molecular function: DNA-binding transcription factor activity, RNA polymerase II-specific; RNA polymerase II cis-regulatory region sequence-specific DNA binding. The coding region runs from base 1 to 1206 and encodes 401 amino acids. The transcript has 2 exons. Gene Ontology annotation, biological process: regulation of DNA-templated transcription. Lineage: Eukaryota; Metazoa; Chordata; Actinopteri; Salmoniformes; Salmonidae.
AUGACAGGCCCUGGAGAGAGACCAGACUCUCGCUCUGACAGCAGCAAGAGUUCCUCAGAGGAACCGGACACAGAGACGCCCAAACGAGCGAGACGACGCCACUGCUUCAACUGUGGAAAGAGUUUUACUAAGUUACAGAACCUAAAAAAGCAUGAGAGGACACACACAGGAGAAGAGCCUUUCAAAUGUUCCCAAUGUGGAAAGAUUUUUAUUCAGUUAGCGAGCCUGAAAAGACAUAAGAAAAUACACACAGGAGAGAAGCCUUAUCACUGCUCCCAGUGUGGAAAGAGUUUUAGGCUGUUAGGUAGCCUUAAGGAGCAUGAGAGAAUACACACGGGAGAGAAGCCUUUCCAAUGCUCUCAGUGUGAAAAGCGUUUUACCCAGUUAGGGAGCCUAAAAGAUCACGAGAGAAUACACACAGGGGAAAAACCUUUCCAAUGCUCUCAGUGUGGAAAGUGUUUUACCCAGUUAGGGAACCUAAAAGAUCACGAGAAAAUACACACAGGACAGAAGCCUUUCCACUGCUUCCAGUGUGGAAAGAGUUUUACCUACUUAGCACAUCUGAAAAACCAUGAGAAAGCACACACAGGAGAGAAGCCUCACCUCUGCUCUCAGUGUGGAAAGAGUUUUACCCAGUUAGGGGACCUGAAUAGGCACGAGAGAACACACACAGGAGAAAAGCCUUUCAAAUGUUCCCAGUGUGGAAAGAAUUUCACCCGGUUAGGGAACCUAAAAGAGCAUGAGAGGACACACACACGGGAAAAGCCCUACCCAUGCUCCCUGUGUGGAAAGAGUUUUACCCAAGUAGGGUAUCUGAAGAAACACGAGACAACACACACAGGAGAGAAGCCUCACCUCUGCUCCCAGUGUGGAAAAAGUUUUACCCAGUUAGGGGACCUGAAUAGGCAUGCGAGGACACACACAGGAGAGAAGCCUUUCAAAUGUUCCCAGUGUGGAAAGAAUUUUACCCGGUUAGAGAAUCUAAAAGAGCAUGAGAGGACACACACACUAGAAAAGCCUUUCCAAUGUUCCCAGUGUGGAAAGAGUUUUACCCGAUCAGGGAACCUAAAAGAGCACGAGAGGACACACACCCGGGAAAAGCCCUACCAAUGCUCCCUGUGUGGAAAAAGUUUUACCCACUUUGGGUAUCUGAAAAAACAUGGGAGAACACACACCCAGGAGAGAAGCCUCACCUCUGCUUCCUGACUGGAAAGAGUUUAACUAAGUUAGAGGUCCUGAAUAGGCAUGACAGGACACACAGGAGAGAAGCCUCACCUCUGCUUCCUGACUGGAAAGAGUUUAACUAAGUUAGAGGUCCUGAAUAGGCAUGACAGGACACACAGGAGAGAAGCCUCACCUCUGCUUCCUGACUGGAAAGAGUUUAACUAAGUUAGGGGUCCUGAAUAGGCAUGACGGGACACACAGGAGAGAAGCCUCACCUCUGCUUCCUGACUGGAAAGAGUUUAACUAAGUUGGGGGUCCUGAAUAGGCAUGACAGGACACACAGGAGAGGAUAAGACCUACCGCUGCUCCCUGUUGGGAAAGACAUUUAACCGGUUAAGACAUCUGAAUAAUCAUGAAAGAAUACAUACACAGGAGGAGAAGACAUACCACUGCUCUCAGUGUGCAAAGACAUUUUCCCGAUCAGGGGAAAACACACCAGAUAACUUUUCUUGCCCAGAGAGAGAGUUUUAAUUUGCAAGUAGACAAAUAAUACUGGUGACUAUAUAAAUAUUUACAUUAAAAAAGUAAUGAAACAGGCAGUUGAUCAAUAACCAAACUGAACUGACUCGAGAGAAAACACCAGAGAAUUGAGGAGCUGUGUUCUGUCUGAUGUUUUUGACUGAGAACUUGUGGUUUUGUUGAUGUCACAUGAAAUCAAAUUGUUUAUAUGGAUGAUUCUCUGUAAACCAGUUUUAAAACAAUUUCUGUAGAUAAUGGAGUUACAAAACCAUGAUGCAUCUGUAAAAACCAACUGUCAUUCUGAAGACUAAGUUUAGUAGUUACAAAACCAUGAUGCAUCUGUAAAAACCAUCUGUCAUUCUGAGGACUAAGUUUAGUCGUUACAAACCCAUGAUGCAUCUGUAAAAACCAUCUGUCAUUCUGAGGACUAAGUUUAGUAGUUAGAAAACCAACUGUCAUUCUGAGGACUAAGUUUAGUAGUUACAAAACCAUGAUAUGCAUCUGUAAAAACCAACUGUCAUUCUGAGGACUAAGUUUAGUCGUUACAAAACCAACUGUCAUUCUGAGGACUAAGUUUAGUAGUUACAAAACCAACUGUCAUUCUGAGGACUAAGUUUAGUCGUUACAAAACCAACUGUCAUUCUGAGGACUAAGUUUAGUCGUUACAGAACCAACUGUCAUUCUGAGGACUAAGUUUAGUAGUUACAAAACCAACUGUCAUUCUGAGGACUAAGUUUAGUAGUUACAAAACCAACUGUCAUUCUGAGGACUAAGUUUAGUAGUUACAAAACCAACUGUCAUUCUGAGGACUAAGUUUAGCCGUUACAAAACCAACUGUCAUUCUGAGGACUAAGUUUAGUCGUUACAGAACCAACUGUCAUUCUGAGGACUAAGUUUAGUAGUUACAAAACCAACUGUCAUUCUGAGGACUAAGUUUAGUAGUUACAAAACCAACUGUCAUUCUGAGGACUAAGUUUAGUAGUUACAA